UCGUUACCCCUGGAUCAACAUGAAGACUUCAUCGACGGCACCGAUGAUGCCAUUGGUGGUGUUUUUGGUGUCCCUGCUUUGCAUCGCAUCCUCCGUUGGUCGUGGAAAUCACGUCCAGAGAGAGGGAAAACUGCUGUCCCUUUUUCAAAUCGUCACUUUUCCUAAUGAUCCUUGCAUCGGGAAUGCGGGCAAAAACGGGACUUGUUACACGCCCGAGGAGUGCACUAACAAAGGCGGGAGCGCCGCUGGGAAUUGUGCACAAGGCUACGGAGUUUGCUGCUCAUUCACUGUCAGUUGUGGAGGCACCCGCUCGGAGAAUUGCACGUAUUUUGAAUCCUCCGGCAGCGAGGCUGGUUCUUGUUUGGCCACGAUUUGUCCCUGCAGCGAUAACAUUUGUCAAUUAAGGCUCGACUUUGACCAAUUUAUUAUCACUGGGCCUUCCACUGAUGACACUCCUGUCUUAACAACAAUAGCUGGCGAUACGGUGAAAGAAGGGCAGCCUAGUACGCUUGGUGGAAGGUGUUUGACCGACACGUUUUCCGUGUCCAGUCCCUCUGGUUGCGCCCCGCCCUCGAUUUGCGGCACGAAUAGUGGAGAACACAUGUAUGUGGAUGCCUCUGAGGCUUGUAAUGAUCUUAGGUUUGUCCUCGGGAAUCAGGGCGUUGGAGCAAGUAUCGCUGGUCGACAAUGGAGCAUUAAGGUGACUCAGUACUCAUGCGACUUCAAAAAUUUGGCUCCAGAGGGAUGUACGCAGUAUUUUUAUGGAGAAAAUACGGACAUUAUUCAGACUUAUAACUUUGGGAAUGGUCGGCACUUAGCCAAUCAAAACCAAAACAUUUGCAUCCGACGCGAGAGGGGCAAUUGUAAAAUUUGCUACACUGCCAUAGACCCUGCUGACGUUUCAGUUAAUGGUAUGGCUGCAGAUAUGGGACACAAUGCGAAUGAUCCCAAAUGUUGUGGGUACACGGACUCUGGUAAGGCCACUAAUGGGUUCGAUUGCAUUGUGAUCCCGGGCUUGAGAACAACCGGCGCGGAUAGCGUGUUGAAGGGAGACUCUGUGUGCGGCAAUGGAGUGGGAUUGGUUACAAAGAAGACCGGGACCGCCAGCGCCACCGUCUGUUCCAAACGACAACCGUUUAGCGUGCGCUUUCGAAGUGACAGUUAUGAAAUUAUGGAUGAAAUGGGCAUGUUGGGAUUCCGUCUACUUUAUACCCAGAACUCCAAUGGUUGUUAAUCGCGUGACUUUCUUCUCAAUAGAAAUCAUUUUCAAUUGUUAUAUUAUUUAAAA
Molecule: messenger RNA, 1288 nt
Organism: Tigriopus californicus
Lineage: Eukaryota; Metazoa; Arthropoda; Copepoda; Harpacticoida; Harpacticidae
Exons: 9
Coding region: 20-1234 (404 amino acids)
Source: RefSeq, a predicted model, not a curated record